AUGGCGGACGACGAGAUGCCGGCCGGACUCAUGCUGGAGCGCUUCAUUGCGGACAAGUUUGCCGCCAUGAGCCUCUGCGUGCCGUCCGAUGACGUGGAGAUGAUGGCGCGCUUCGUGGAGGAGGACGGGAUCGAGCGCGAGGACAAGGUCGAGGGUGUGCGUGGUAUGCUCGAGGGUGUUGUGGAGACGAUGCCUUCUGAGGACGCGAUCAAUCCCGCGAUCGACGCGAUUAUCGACGAGCAGUCCCGUCUGGCAGUGAUCGAGGCUGAGGCUGAGGCCAGAGCGGCUGCAGAGGAGGAGAAGGAGGAGGAAGAGAAUAGCAAGCCUGGCGUCGAGGCUGUGCUUGCGAGUUUGACCGAGGAAGAGCUUGCCGAGGCCCGAAAAGCUGCAUUGCUACGCCAGUAUGCGUAUGUCGAGGGCGGUCCAGAGGAGGAGCGGUCUGAGGGACCGCCGCGCGGCGCGUCCAAGGAGGAGGCAGAGGCCAAGAAGGCGGCAGAGGAGAGGCGCAAGCUCGUGGAGGAGGCGCUGCGGCUGGAUUCACGCAAGAAGAAGUACCGCAAGCAGCAAACAAUCGAUGACCCGCUGGAAUGGAACAACCUCAACCGCGAGAAGGUGCAGGCUGUCGCUGCCCUUCAGCGGACAGCACAUGCCGACACGGCCAAGCAGCGCAAGGACCGCGACAAGGCGGCCCUCGACAAACAGCGCGCUGACCAAGCCAAGGCCAAGGCCGACCGCCAGAAGAAGGCGCAAAAGCAGGAGCGGAGGGGUUGA
Molecule: messenger RNA, 771 nt
Organism: Cutaneotrichosporon cavernicola
Lineage: Eukaryota; Fungi; Basidiomycota; Tremellomycetes; Trichosporonales; Trichosporonaceae
Exons: 4
Coding region: 1-771 (256 amino acids)
Source: RefSeq, a predicted model, not a curated record